AUGGAGGCGCGCCUUGAGUCGACUCACAGGUCGCGCGAGGCGGAGCGACAAGGGCACCGAGAUGGAGAGGUGCGUGGGGCUCGCUACGGCACAGAGAUGGAGGCGCGCCUUGAGUCGACUCACAGGUCGCGCGAGGCGGAGCGACAAGGGCACCGAGAUGGAGAGGUGCGUGGGGCUCGCUACGGCACAGAGAUGGAGGCGCGCCUUGAGUCGACUCACAGGUCGCGCGAGGCGGAGCGACAAGGGCACCGAGAUGGAGAGGUGCGUGGGGCUCGCUACGGCACAGAGAUGGAGGCGCGCCUUGAGUCGACUCACAGGUCGCGCGAGGCGGAGCGACAAGGGCACCGAGAUGGAGAGGUGCGUGGGGCUCGCUACGGCACAGAGAUGGAGGCGCGCCUUGAGUCGACUCACAGGUCGCGCGAGGCGGAGCGACAAGGGCACCGAGAUGGAGAGGUGCGUGGGGCUCGCUACGGCACAGAGAUGGAGGCGCGCCUUGAGUCGACUCACAGGUCGCGCGAGGCGGAGCGACAAGGGCACCGAGAUGGAGAGGUGCGUGGGGCUCGCUACGGCACAGAGAUGGAGGCGCGCCUUGAGUCGACUCACAGGUCGCGCGAGGCGGAGCGACAAGGGCACCGAGAUGGAGAGGUGCGUGGGGCUCGCUACGGCACAGAGAUGGAGGCGCGCCUUGAGUCGACUCACAGGUCGCGCGAGGCGGAGCGACAAGGGCACCGAGAUGGAGAGGUGCGUGGGGCUCGCUACGGCACAGAGAUGGAGGCGCGCCUUGAGUCGACUCACAGGUCGCGCGAGGCGGAGCGACAAGGGCACCGAGAUGGAGAGGUGCGUGGGGCUCGCUACGGCACAGAGAUGGAGGCGCGCCUUGAGUCGACUCACAGGUCGCGCGAGGCGGAGCGACAAGGGCACCGAGAUGGAGAGGUGCGUGGGGCUCGCUACGGCACAGAGAUGGAGGCGCGCCUUGAGUCGACUCACAGGUCGCGCGAGGCGGAGCGACAAGGGCACCGAGAUGGAGAGGUGCGUGGGGCUCGCUACGGCACAGAGAUGGAGGCGCGCCUUGAGUCGACUCACAGGUCGCGCGAGGCGGAGCGACAAGGGCACCGAGAUGGAGAGCGAAUUGGGCGCAAGGGAAUCGGGCGCAAGGGAAUCGGGCGCAAGGGAAUCGGGCGCAAGCGAAUCGGGCGCAAGGGAAUCGGGCGCAAGCGAAUCGGGCGCAAGCGAAUCGGGCGCAAGGGAAUCGGGUGCAAGGGAGUCGGGCGCAAGGGAAUCGGGCGCAAGCGAAUCGAGCGCAAGGGAAUCGGGCGCAAGCGAAUCGGACGCAAGCGAAUCGGGCGCAAGGAAAUCGGGCGCAAGCGAAUCGGGCGCAAGGGAGUCGGGCGCGCAAGCCAAUCGGGCGCAAGCGAGUCGGGCGCAAGGGAAUCGGGCGCAAGCGAAUCGGGCGCAAGAGAAUCGAGCGCAAGCGAAUCGGGCGCAAGCGAAUCGGGCGCAAGGGAAUCGGGCGCAAGGGAGUCGGGCGCAAGGGAGUCGGGCGCAAGCGAAUCGGGCGCAAGCGAAUCGGGCGCAAGCGAAUCGGGCGCAAGGGAAUCGGGCGCAAGCGAAUCGGGCGCAAGCGAAUCGGGCGCAAGCGAAUCGGGCGCAAGCAAAUCGGGCGCAAGCGAAUCGGGCACAAGCGAAUCGGGCGCAAGGGAAUCGGGCGCAAGCGAAUCGGGCGCAAGCGAAUCGGGCGCAAGGGAGUCGGGCGCAAGGGAGUCGGGCGCAAGGGAAUCGGGCGCAAGCGAAUCGGGCGCAAGGGAAUCGGGCGCAAGCGAAUCGGGCGCAAGCGAAUCGGGCGCAAGGGAAUCGGGCGGAAGGGAUUCGGGCACAAGGGAAUCGGGCGCAAGCAAGUCGGGCGCAAGGGAAUCGGGCGCAAGGGAAUCGGGCGCAAGCGAAUCGGGCGCAAGCGAAUCGGGCGCAAGCGAAUCGGGCGCAAGCGAAUCGGGCGCAAGGGAGUCGGGCGCAAGCGAAUCGGGCGCAAGCGAGUCGGGCACAAGCGAAUCGGGCGCUAGCGAAUCGGGCGCAUGGGAAUCGGGCGCAAGGGAAUCGGGUGCAAGGGAAUCGGGCCCAAGGGAAUCGGGCGCAAGCGAAUCGGGCGCAAGGGAGUCGGGCGCAAGGGAGUCGGGCGCAAGGGAGUCGAGCGCAAGGGAAUCGGGCGCAAGAGAGUCGGGCGCAAGGGAAUCGGGCGCAAGCGAAUCGGGCGCAAGCGAAUCGGGCGGAAGGGAUUCGGGCGCAAGGGAAUCGGGCGCAAGCGAAUCGGACGCAAGGGAGUCGGGCGCAAGGGAGUCGGGCGCAAGGGAGUCGGGCGCAAGGGAAUCGGGCGCAAGCGAAUCGGGCGCAAGCGAAUCGGGCGAAGAGAGUCGAGCGCAAGGGAAUCGGGCGCAAGCGAAUCGGGCGCAAGCGAAUCGGGCGGAAGGGUUUCGGGCGCAAGGGAAUCGGGCGCAAGCAAGUCGGGCGCAAGCGAGUCGGGCGUAA
Messenger RNA from Closterium sp. Naga37s-1, 2520 nucleotides. The record is from the annotation of a GenBank genome assembly. NCBI's taxonomy places the organism in Eukaryota, Viridiplantae, Streptophyta, Zygnematophyceae, Desmidiales, Closteriaceae.